Molecule: messenger RNA, 1324 nt
Organism: Ceratosolen solmsi marchali
Lineage: Eukaryota; Metazoa; Arthropoda; Insecta; Hymenoptera; Agaonidae
Gene: Ist1
Product: increased sodium tolerance 1-like protein
Exons: 4
Coding region: 71-1123 (350 amino acids)
Biological process (GO): protein transport
Source: RefSeq, a predicted model, not a curated record
AAAAAAAAACCUAUUUUGUAAUAAAGGGGACAAUUACAAUCAAUCUGGGCAGAAUAUUCUAAUCAUUAAAAUGCCUUUAUCUGGGGCAAAUUAUACAAAAUUAAAAACGCAUUUAAAAUUGGCAAUUAACAGAUUUAAGCUUUUAGAAAAAAAGAAAACUGAAUUAGCUCAAAAAGCCAGAAAAGAAAUAGCUGAUUAUAUUGCUGCUGGUAAAGUAGAAAGAGCAAAAAUCAGGGUGGAGCACAUCAUAAGGGAAGAUUAUAUGAUCGAAGCAUUUGAACUCCUGGAAAUGUUUUGCGAUCGUUUAGUCACACGUCUUGGUCUCAUCGAACUAAAGAAUGGAUUUGAGGAAGAUGUCUUAGAAGCGAUAACAACCAUUAUAUGGGCAGCGCCGCACCUACAAAAUGACGUACAGGAGUUGAAAGUUAUAUCGGAUCUCUUAGCUUUAAAGUAUGGAAAGAAAUUUGUGGAGGAGUGUUUGGAAGGAAGAGCGAUACCUUUUUCACAGAAAACAAAACACAAACUGAGUGUACAAUCUCCAUCAAAAUUAUUAGUAGAAAAAUAUCUCAUCGAAAUUGCAAAAAUAUAUAAUAUUCGAUACGAAGCGGAUCCACAAGUUAUGGCUGGGGGUCAAGACGUUUCGUUAAUUGAUAUUGGAAAUACUGGCCAAACACCAAAUAAUUUAGAUCAAGCAAGCGGUGGUGUACCACAGCCCCCUGGAUUUAUAGGAUUUCCACAGCUUCCAAUGCCACCUAAUAAUAAUGCUAAUAGCUGUGAUAAACCAAUAGGUUUUACAGUACCAAGCUCAUUCAGUUUAUUAGACAAAGAUGAUAAUAAUCAAUUUAAUCCUGCAAAGUUUUCUUAUAACAUUCCUUUAGAUAAAUCCAACAUAAAUAAUUCUAAAGAAAAUUUGCCGUCAUCAUAUGGAUCACUUCCACCAGAUUUAAAUAAACAAUCGGAUGAACACCCAAAACCUCAGCCACGAUCCAAAAUACAAAUGAACGAUUUUAAUUUGCCAGAUUUACCUCCCGUUCCUUCAGAUAACGAAAGGAAAGACGAGGCCGAAGAGAUCGAUUUCGAUGAUUUAAUGAUGCGAUUUGAAAAUCUAAAAAAAUGGGACUAAUUUGCUUAUACCAUAUACUUUAUAUAUUAGAUUUUUUUUUACAAAAUUUAACAAUUCUUAGUUUAAAUUGUUACUUUAUAAUUGUUAAAUAUAUGCACUAUAAUACGAUUGAUAGUGCCAUUGUUUACAAAUGUAAAAUAAUGCUACAAACUUUGUAUUUUUAAUUUUUACAUAAACUUUGUUAAUCCAUAUAUAGAUCUU